Melanotaenia boesemani (Boeseman's rainbowfish) is the source of this 2944-nucleotide messenger RNA. It is a transcript of the gene susd1, whose product is annotated as sushi domain containing 1. The coding region runs from base 20 to 2806 and encodes 928 amino acids. Gene Ontology annotation, molecular function: calcium ion binding. Lineage: Eukaryota; Metazoa; Chordata; Actinopteri; Atheriniformes; Melanotaeniidae. The transcript has 18 exons. The record is from RefSeq and is a predicted model, not a curated record.
UAUCACUCGUAGUAACUGAAUGUGCCCGACACUGACAGAUGAAGCCACAAAGGCACCAGCUGCAAGAAGACCAUUGAGAAAAGAAGUCUUCCUCAGGGUGACCUCAGCUCACCCACUCUCAGCAGCCUCUCGGUACUGGUUAUCAAAUACACUCAGCAUUGUUGCGGUCCACCAAAAGGAAGUACACAUUUAUUUUAAGAAAAGAGGAAGGAGAGAAGCUGGUAGAAAGUCUGAUGAAGUGAGGACAGCUUCGGGAAGACUCUCAGGGAGAAUGGAUAAAACAAGGCGAACAAUUAUUGUGGUUUUUCUGCUAUUUGUCCUUUCAGGUAUGCCAGCAGAGUGCCAGACUUUGGAUGUGUGUGCAACCUGCCACCCUAAUGCCACAUGUGAGGACAAGUCCGACGGGUCUGGUAAAGUUUGUAACUGCAAAUAUGGCUUUGUUGGAAAUGGAAGAACCUUCUGUCAAGACAAAGAUGAAUGCCAGAUUGAGGCCAAUAAGAUCUGUGGGCAGCACACCAUGUGCCACAACACAUUCGGCAGCUACUACUGUUCCUGCUUGGCUGGAUACAGCCCCUCUAAUAAUAUGGCUGUCUUCAUCCCAAAUGAUGGAACCCACUGCCAGGAUAUUGAUGAGUGCAGUAUCACUGGGUUAUGUGGGGAGGGGGGUCGGUGCAGAAAUCUUGAUGGCAGCUUUGACUGCAGCUGCCAGACGGGAUACCAAGUCCACAAUGGAUACGAGCCCUUUCAUCCACAGAGGAACAGUGCUUUCUGCAAAGUGGUUGAAUGUGGCCAGCCUCCUUCAGAGGAGGACACAGAGCUGCUGUCAGUCACAGGAACCACAUUUGGUAGUGUGGCCACAUUCGGCUGUGACGAAGGCUUUGUGUGGAGGAGGGGAGAAAACAGCUCUGUGUGUGGAGCUGAUGGACUGUGGAGAGGACCCACCCUGGUUUGUGAAGAGAUCAUGUGUGGAAAUCCUCCUUUAAUUGAAUUAACAGAGCAGGUGUGGAACAAUAAGUCAACCCCUGGCAGCUCUGUGCUCUAUCUCUGUAAGAAGGGCUUUUAUAACAAAGGAGGACAAAAUGUGUCCAUCUGUAAUGAAAACGGUCAAUGGACAUCUCCGUCCCUGUCAUGCCAAGAGAUAUUAUGUGGAGACCCUCCUGUUGUGCUUCACACUGGACAGGUGUGGAAUGGCAGCUCCACCCCUGGAAGCACAGUUACUUACUUUUGUACAACAGGAUUUUAUCAGAGUGAUGGAAACAAUGUGUCAGUGUGCACAAGCAAUGGCUACUGGACGAAGCCUGACAUGUUAUGCAAAGAAAUUGACUGUGGAGAACCCUUACCAAUCCCCCACACAGUCAUGCUGUGGGAUAAAACCUCCACUCUGGGCUCUUAUGUUGCUUAUAAGUGUGACCAUGGAUAUCUCAGUAUUGGAAAAGGGAAUGAAUCAGUUUGUACUUCCAGUGGAAAAUGGGAUGCGACCUCUCUGUCUUGUCAAGAAAUCAGUUGUGGAGAGCCGCUAUUUAAACCACAUGCUAAAAGGUUAUGGGAUGGCACAUCGCACAUUGGUAGUGUCGUCUAUUACCAGUGUGAAGAAGGAUAUUACACAAGAGGCCUGAAAAACUACUCAGAGUGUGGAGAAAAUGGACGGUGGGAGGAAAUUGAUCAGUGGUGUGAAGAAAUAAGCUGCGGCCUUCCACUAACUCUCCCCAACACUAAACAGCUGUGGGAUGGUAACAGUACACAAGGCAGUGUUGUGCGCUAUGUGUGUAUGGAUGGAUUUUACCAGGAAAGUGGAAAUCACAUUUCAACAUGUUCACUAUCAGGAGAGUGGGGGAAAAUAUCUUUAACUUGCAGAGCUAAAUGUGGCCCUGUUCCCUUCCUUGCCAACUCAGAGGUAGUGUGGCAUAACAGAAGUGUUGUGAUCCACCGCUGUGAAGCAGGAUAUCACAGCUGGAGGGGCAGCAACAUGUCUGUGUGUGACAGCUCUGGGGUAUGGCAGAGAGCUUCUCUCAUAUGUAUUGAAAGCAAGCCUCCUAUAAAUCAUCUAUCAGUCUAUAAUGCGAAUUGUCUGCGGUGGAAAGCAGAAAAGUAUGAAGAAGAUACAGAAGUUUACAAGGUGACUUACGCUGGGUUCAGAGACUACCAGAGAGACUUUCAUGACAAAGGGAGGCGCUUUCUGAGCUCCAAGGCUGAUCAGCUUGAACUCUGCCUCAACUUGCUUCCUUUAACAAACUACAGCAUUUCUAUGACUGCAGUGUCGGCCAAAUUCACAGCGACCAUCACCACUAACACCAGUUUACCAGUGCCUUCAGCUCCAGUUGUCUACUACAAAGAAUUUGAGACUUCAAAACCAACUUUGAGGCUACGCAGAUCACCCAACACACUGGACCCAGUGAGCUUUUACCAAGUCUUUGUGCUUCCAGUAGAGGGGGUUAUGAUGUUCGACUGUUCCUUUCCUUCAAGCUUAGCCUCAUCAAGCAAAUUAACAUCACCAACAGAGUACAUAGCUGCCCAGCUUGAUGUCCUAAAUCUUGAAGCAGAAGUUAAUUUUACUGUAGGGGAUGGAUUCUUCUAUGGCGGCUUCUAUAAUGCACCGCUGGAGAGUGGGAAAAACUAUUAUAUCCUCUUACGAGCUGUCAGCCAGUGGAAAAUGGCCUCAAAAAGUUGCUGUGUCCUGUGGGCAAAAGUAACAGGUGCAUCGUAUGUCUUGAGGGUUUCAUCACUGACUGCUACUGCAGUAGUUGGAGUGGCUGCUUUGGUUAUAUUGUUGGGGUACAGUUUCUCCUGGUGUGUCAAGAAAAUGUAGCUGUCCUCAGUGGUUUUGUUUUUAGCACUGUGAAAAAUUAAUUAGUCUUUCAUUUCUAACUGUACAUUUUGCAAAUACUUAUUCAAUUUUUUUAAUGCAAAAUACAAAUUUUAAUAAACAUUUACACUUUCUACUUAA